Molecule: messenger RNA, 3125 nt
Organism: Nomascus leucogenys (northern white-cheeked gibbon)
Lineage: Eukaryota; Metazoa; Chordata; Mammalia; Primates; Hylobatidae
Gene: ZNF346
Product: zinc finger protein 346
Molecular function (GO): double-stranded RNA binding; zinc ion binding
Source: RefSeq, a predicted model, not a curated record
AAAUCUCGCGAUACCUAGGUGCCUGAGUGGCUCUCCACCGGUGAGGGUUUGCUGCGAAGAUGGAGUAUUCCGCGCCAGCCACGGUGCAGGCCGCGGACGGCGGAGGGGCCGGGCCUUACAACAGCUCGGAGUUGCUGGAGGGCCAGGAGCCGGACGGGGUGCGCUUUGACCGCGAGAGGGCGCGCCGCCUGUGGGAAGCCGUGUCCGGUGCCCAGCCGGUGGGUAGGGAGGAAGUGGAGCACAUGAUCCAGAAGAACCAAUGUCUCUUCACCAACACCCAGUGUAAGGUUUGCUGCGCCUUGCUAAUUUCUGAGUCCCAGAAGCUGGCACAUUACCAGAGCAAAAAACAUGCCAACAAAGUGAAGAGAUACCUAGCAAUCCAUGGAAUGGAGACAUUAAAGGGGGAAACGAAGAAGCUAGACUCAGAUCAGAAGAGCAGCAGAAGCAAAGACAAGAACCAGUGCUGCCCCAUCUGUAACAUGACCUUUUCCUCCCCUGUCGUGGCCCAGUCGCACUACCUGGGGAAGACCCACGCAAAGAACUUAAAGCUGAAGCAGCAGUCCACUAAGGUGGAAGCCCUGUCGAAACGCCUUACAAAUCCUUUCCUUGUGGCCUCCACCUUAGCCUUGCACCAGAAUAGAGAGAUGAUAGACCCAGACAAGUUCUGCAGCCUCUGCCAUGCAACUUUCAACGACCCUGUCAUGGCUCAACAACAUUAUGUGGGCAAGAAACACAGAAAACAAGAGACCAAGCUCAAACUAAUGGCACGCUAUGGGCGGCUGGCGGACCCUGCUGUCAGUGACUUUCCAGCUGGAAAGGGCUACCCCUGCAAAACAUGUAAGAUAGUGCUGAACUCCAUAGAACAGUACCAAGCUCAUGUCAGCGGCUUCAAACACAAGAACCAGUCACCAAAAACAGUGGCAUCAUCCCUGGGCCAGAUUCCAAUGCAAAGGCAACCCGUUCAGAAAGACUCAACCACCUUGGAAGACUAGAGGUGAUUCUUCCCAGCAUCCCAUGUUGGGCCAGCCAUGAGCCAGCUUCCCGUGACUGCUCAGCCCUUGGCUCCCUCUUACUCCUUGUUCUUACCAGGAAAGUACAUAGGCCUGAGGCAGGAUUGGGCCACAGACAGCCUCCGAUUGGUCCAGGCUAAUUCACUCCUGCUGCUCCCCUUUGGCAGGGGUCCUGUAGGUCAUGACAGGGGAGGCAAGGGUAUUGAGAGACUUGGGGUCUCGCGGGGUGGUAGUUUGGAGGGUGGCUUUCCCCCUUCCCCAACCCCUCUGGGCCAUAGGUGCUGAGGCCCCUGCCACCUGUCUUUCCUCUAAAGGUCAGUUUUGGGCCAGUUCUUGCAACUAAAGAGCAGAGAUCUCUCUGGGCCCUAGACUUCCAGCGAAACCUGGAACUUUCAUGCCAAACCUGGGCCGGGGCAGGAAACAGAGGAAAUGGCUGCAACAUGGGAGCUUGGAGCUAAUCCGACACUCCGCCUUCCCCCAGAAGGUGCAGGCUUUCCUGAGUCUUAGAACAGAUAUGGCCAGUUGCACAGGUUUCUGCCAACUGUGAAGUCUCCUCCUGGAGCAGUGACACAGUCGUGGUGGAGCAUUGCUACCCCUGCUGCCCCUCUCCACAGUUCCUGAAUGGUGCUAAGGAUCUGCAGCAGUUGGCAACGAGCCGGGGCUGGGGGCAGCCUCCAUGUUCACUGGGAUCAUAGGACACUCCAAUGGGGAUAGGACCUUUCCCCUCCUCCAUCAGAGGUGCUCUGACCCAAGGUCACAUGGGAAAGUGCCCCACAUGCAAGUCUCCCUGAGGGUUCUGCCCCUAAAGGCAAACUGCCUCAUGCCAGCUAGCUGUGAGGUUCAUUGCUACCCUCUGCCCUACUAGCCCUCUCUUCCCCCUUGUGCAGCAGACCACCUCGCCCAGGUUGCUGUGGUGCUAGCCUUCCCCAUCAUCCACCAGGCGAUUUCUGGGUCCCAGGGAAAGAAAUAGAGAGCUGAUGCAGGUUCUACAGUGAGGAGCAGGUGUUCCCCAGGCCCCACACCCAGAUUUCUCUAUCUUUGCUGUGUUUUAUGGCCUGGGACUGAGUCCACAGGGAUAGAUUUUUCCUUGUAGCUUUGAGGCAAGAAUUCCAAGGAGUGUCACCAUCAGAGGCUUCUCUUCAUUGUGUCAGAGAAGCCCCUAGCUGCUCUCGUGGCCUCCUUCCCCCACUCCCUGUCCCUUCACCUGUGAAAUGCCUUUGCUUUGCAUAUUGUGUGUGGAUGUGUGUGUGUGUGUGUGUGUGUGUAUGUGUGUGCUUAUGUGUGUGCCUAAUGCUCUGUCUCUUGGUCACUGAAGCAUCCAAAUAAAGAAUUUCCCCCAUGAGCCAGACUGCAACUUAACAGACCUAGGGUUUUGAGCCAUAUUGCCAUUGGAUCUAGUAUGUCUGUCUUGACCCCUCACCUCCACCCCAUUCAGACCUCAGUAGUCCCCAGUAGUCACUUUAGGAGUUGGGACAGAGACAAGCACCCUGUGAAAGUCUCCCUUGAGUUCAGGUCCCCUGAACUCAAUACAGCCUCAUCUUCUCAUCCACCUUUUCCUGCUUCUCCUGUCACAUAGGGCCUCAUGAAGGUCUUUAAAGGAUUUAAGCUGGGGAUCUGCUUUAUGUUUGAGAGAAUUAUUCUGGCUGUUUUGUAAAGGAAUGCAGGGAGGGGCAGGAAAGGAGACAAGGAGGCCAGUAUGGAAACUGUGUCCAGUGUGGCUUUCCAGGCUAAUCACUUAGGGCAGAGACCCAGCCUUAUUCAUCUCUACUUCCUGAUGUCCAUAGUAGUGUGUCAUGAAGUUUUAUUGAAUGAAUAAAUGAGGUGUAUGAGGAGAGCUGGUUUUUUCCUGCUCAGCUCUUACACAGUGAUAGGUUUGUUCCAUGGGACUUAUCAUAGGCCUGGUGAUUCUUGAAAGAGCAUUUUCCAUGACUCAAAAAUGAGCUGAGAAGGAGUGUUAUAGCCAGGUGUGGCGGCAUGCACCUAUAGUCCCAGCUGCUCAGGAGGCUGAGGCAGAAAGACCAUUCAAGCCCAGGAGUUCCAGCCUGUAGUAUGCUAUGAUCAUGCCUGUGAAUAACCACUGCACUCCAGCCAGGGCAACAUAACAAGACUCUAUCU